AUGGGGGCCCCAGAGAAACUUGGGCAGGCGGAGACCUUCCAGAGAGCAGCAGGGCAGGGAGCUCUGCUGAACUUCCUGAAUGCCAGUGAGCCCGAGAUGCUGGAGGUGUGGGAGCUGGAGAGCAGCGAUCAUCCCGAGAGCACAGCAGCUUCUGGGCUGAAAGGCUGCUGGGGAACUCAUGAUGUUUCUGGGGAUUUGAAGUAUGCCAGAGAUUUACAGGAACCUUUGCUUCCAGUACCAGGCCACCCAUUGAGCCAGGCCAAGGAGACGGAUCAUCCCAGCAGUCCUGGUCUUACGAGUGACAAAGACCUGAGGGACGGCUUUGGAAAGAUUCGUGCUGCGUUGUGCAAGUUGGCUGUAAAGAACUUAGAGCCAAAGGAUGUGGAGAUUUUUGAGAAAGAGAUGAAGAAAAGGAGAGAAGAGAAAAUAUCCUUGCAGCUGCCUCCACAAACAGUUGAGCCCAGGGAUGCAGCUGAAGCAAGCUUUAGCCUACCACCUCUCAACGACACACCUUCCAGUGUGCAGAGAAAACACCCUGGUAGUGCCUUGAAGAAGAAAGUCUUGAGAAAGCAGGACAAAGUCCCCUUACUGCCCGUGACCUCGCAGACGGCCACUGGUUCCCAGCGCCGAGAGGAGCUGCUCCGUGGGCACGGGCACAAGGACACAGCCUGUCCUGACCCACAGCAGUCCCUGCUCCAGGCACUCUCCCUGCUCCGCAGCGAUGACUGGGAGAUGAAGGAGAAAGGACUUGUCAGCCUCAAACACCUGGCUGGGUGCCAUUCAACAGUCCUGCUUUCAAGACUUCGUGACAUUUGCUUGGCAGUUACCAACGAGGUGACCAACCUCCGGUCAAAGGUGUCCCACUCGGCCAUUGUCACUCUGGGGGAGUUUUUUGCCAUCUUGAAGAAGGACAUGGACCCUGAGGUGGAUGAGGUGGUUCGGGUCAUUCUCCAGAUGCUGCGUAACUCCCCAGAGUUUGUUGAGAAAGCAGCCAGUCAGACCCUGGGGAUCAUGGUGGAGAAUGUGACUCCUGCACGAGCAAUGACUGCUCUCCUGGACAGUGGAGUCAAGAGCCGCCACAUCCAGGUGCGGAAGUGUGCGGCUGAGCUGCUCCUGUCCUUGCUGGAGAAAAUUGGAGUCACGGAGCUCGCAGGCACAGCCAGGGCUGAGAGGUUGGCGCAUGCGGGGAAGGAAGAGCAGAAGGGUGAACGCCCCUCUGUCAAGAACCCUGUGAAGAAGAGGAGCAAUGUCUCAAAGAAGUCCCAGGCCACAUUGCCUUCUAGUCAACGGGUGAAGUCUACCUCUCAUGGACGCCUCCUGCAGCGUCCAAAAGCCCAGGUCAUGUUACCUCCAGCUGUGGAUGAAACAGAGCAGCUCCAGAAGCUUUCCAGUCUCCUGGAAGCCAAGGGGUGUGAGGCACGGAUGGAAGGAGUGGCACUCCUCCUAGACCUGUGCAAAAACAGCCCCCAGCUCAUCGCCACUAACAUUGUCCAAAUUUUUGAUUCUUUUGUCCUGAGAGUUGCUGAGAGCAACAAAAAAGUGAAGCAGAAGGCACUGAAUGUGCUGGCAGAAAUCAUAGCCAUCCUGAAAGAUGCCAUGAACCCGGUGAUUGUCCUUUUGGUGGAAGGAAUAACAAAGAGCCUGAACUCAAAGGACCCCAGAGUUCAUGGUGCAGCUGUGAACGCUCUGGAAGAAUCCAUGGCUCACUUAGAUAAAGUAUCACUGAUGAAAGAGUUCAGCUACCAGUGGAAUCAACUGGGUGGCCAAGCUCUUCUGGAUGUCACAGAGCGUAUCACAGAGCUUGUGGAAGAGGUUUAUGCCAGCAGCCCUGAAGUUGUCCAGCAGUGCGCCCUGCCCGUGCUCUGGGCCUGCCUGGAGAACAAGGCGCUGCCUGUCCGCAGCGCCAAUGUCCGCAUGGUGGUCACCAGGCUCGCCUCUGCCCUCUACGAGGUGAUGGACACCAAACUGAGGAAAUGUGCUGCCAGCCAGCCCCGACACGUGCAGGACAACCUCUCCAGCAUUUUGGGCUGGUGA
Molecule: messenger RNA, 2034 nt
Organism: Oenanthe melanoleuca
Lineage: Eukaryota; Metazoa; Chordata; Aves; Passeriformes; Muscicapidae
Product: TOG array regulator of axonemal microtubules protein 2-like
Exons: 13
Coding region: 1-2034 (677 amino acids)
Biological process (GO): microtubule cytoskeleton organization
Cellular component (GO): cilium; cytoplasmic microtubule
Molecular function (GO): microtubule binding
Source: RefSeq, a predicted model, not a curated record